Rhodamnia argentea is the source of this 2648-nucleotide messenger RNA. Its product is annotated as pentatricopeptide repeat-containing protein At5g65570. The transcript has a single exon. Gene Ontology annotation, molecular function: protein binding; RNA binding; zinc ion binding. Bases 28 to 2241 code for a protein of 737 amino acids. The record is from RefSeq and is a predicted model, not a curated record. Lineage: Eukaryota; Viridiplantae; Streptophyta; Magnoliopsida; Myrtales; Myrtaceae. Gene Ontology annotation, biological process: RNA modification.
UGUAUAUUGGACGACAGGAAGAAGAAAAUGCCCAGGAGCCUCCACCUCUGCAGACCAAGCACUUGUCCUUUCGUUUCCAAUCUGGUCUCUCGUUCGGAUGCCACCCUACCCUGGUCGAACCGCCAACUCCGCCCGAAUCCUUCUUCCCUUCACUGGGUGGCUCGUUCGAUCGAUGCUUCCCCUCUUUGCGGCCCAAGCCAGGCGAGGACUCCACAGUCCUACUCCUCUCUCUUGGGUCGAUGUGCGGAGACGAGAUGCUUGUUAGACGUUCGGAGAGUUCAGACCCAUUUGAUAAAAACCGCUCUCUGCCCCACCCUUUUGGGUCACAAGCUAGUGGACGCCUACCUGAAGUGCAGCAGCGUGAGCGAUGCUCGCGGCGUGUUCGACGAAAUGCCCGAAAGGCACGUGGUCACCUGGAAUUCCAUGAUCGCUUCUUAUAUCAAGCGGAGAAGAAGUGAAGAAGCGGUGGAGCUUUAUGAGAGGAUGAUGAGUGAGGGAGUCUUUCCCGAUGAGUACACGUUCUCGAGCGUCUUCAAGGCAUUUUCGGACCUUGGGCGGGUGGCCGGUGGUCAGAGAGCUCACGGGCUCGCCGUGGUGUUGGGGUUGGAGGUUUCCAAUGUGUUUGUUGGUAGUGCUCUCGUUGAUAUGUAUGCGAAGUUUGGUAGAAUGAGAGAUGCGCAGUUGGUGGCAGACCGAGUAACAGACCAAGAUGUGGUUUUGCUUACGGCAUUGAUUGUUGGUUACGUGCAACAUGGCGAGGAGUUCAAGGCUCAAGCGGUUUUCUCGGAUAUGGUCAGGAAGGGGAUCAAGCCUAAUGAAUUCACUCUUGCAAGCACUUUGAUUGGUUGCGCAAACUCAGCAGAUUUAAAAUCUGGUAAAUCGAUUCAUGCAUGUAUAGUCAAAGCUGGCUUUGACUAUGCAAUCGCUUCACAAACUUCACUCUUGACAAUGUACUCGAAAUGCGGAAUAAUUGAUGACUCCUUCAAGGUGUUCAAUUAUUUGGCCAACCCAAACCUCGUGACAUGGACAUCUCUCAUUGUAGGUCUGGUGCAAAAUGGUAGGGAAGAGAUCGCUCUUUUGAAAUUUCGGGAAAUGCUGCAAAAUUCAGUAAAUCCUAACUCUUUCACAUUAUCAAGUGUUCUUCGAGCGUGUUCUAGCCUAGCCAUGCUGGAAACAGGAAAACAAAUCCAUGCAGUUCUCACAAAAUAUGGAUUAGUUAGAAAUGGUUAUGCUGGAGUAGCACUUAUUGACUUGUAUGGAAAAUGUGGAAUGGCAGAAAUGGCAAGGUCGGUCUUUGAUCGGUUGAUAGAUAUAGACGUGGUGUCUAUGAACUCCAUGAUAUAUGGCUAUGCUGUAAAUGGUAUGGGACAGGAAGCACUUGAAUUGUAUAAUAGGAUGAAAGAUUUGGAGCUUGAGCAAAAUCAGGUGACAUUUGUGGCUGUUCUUUUGGCAUGCAGCAAUGCAGGGUUGGUUGAAGAGGGUUGGCAGAUCUUUUCAUACUUACGAGACAGUCGUGAAACAGAAUUGAGAAGAGAUCAUUAUGCAUGCAUGGUCGAUUUACUGGGGAGAUCAGGAAGACUUGAAGAGGCUGAAAUGUUGGUGACACAAAUGAAUAAUCCAGAUCUUGUUAUGUGGAGGACACUGUUAAGUGCAUGUAGGGUUCAUGGAGAUGUAAAAACGGCAGAGAGAGCCAUGAAAAAAGUGCUUGAACUAGCACCAGGAGAUGAAGGAACGCAUGUGCUGUUGUCAAAUCUAUAUGCCGCGACUUGCAAUUGGAGUCAGCUUAUCGAGAUGAAAAGCACGAUGAGGGAUAUGAAACUGAAGAAGAACCCCGCGGUGAGUUGGGUUGAAGUCGAUAGAGAAGUUCAUACUUUCAUGGCUGGUGAUUUAUCUCACUUGGGAUCGAAAGAGAUACUUAACACGCUGGAAGAACUGAUUGAGAAAGUUAGAAAUCUUGGUUAUAUCCCGGACACUAGAUAUGUGUUGCAGGAUUUGGAUGAAGAGAAAAAGGAGACAUCAUUGUAUUACCACAGCGAGAAACUGGCAUUAGCUUUUGCUUUAUCAAGGACUAAAAAUAAGACUAACAGUGUCAGGAUUCUUAAGAAUCUUCGAGUUUGUGGGGAUUGUCACUCUUGGAUGAAAUAUGUCUCUGUCGCUGUUGGAAGAGAAAUUGUUGCAAGAGAUGCAAAGAGAUAUCAUCAUAUUAAGGAUGGUCUGUGUUCUUGCAGAGACUAUUGGUGAAUCAGUUUUUGGUUCUUGAUAAUAACAUCUCCGCCAGCAUUUAAGUGACUGAUAAAAGAAGGGGUGCAGUUCUAUGAUCUUUAUAUCAGGGACAAUUUGGAUAAGGAAUUAUUGUAGUUUUUAUAUGAAAGCUCUGGAAAAUUUAUGUUGGAAAUAGGAGCCUUGACCUUGACGUGAGAAGAAAAAUGGAGAACAAGUUACUCGGCCAUAGUUCCGCGACAGAGAAAAGGUAUCUUAAAAUUAAGAUGCCGGCAAUUUUGUUGUCUAAAGGUCUUGAAUAAAGCAUCAGCAGAGUAGUGUAUAAAUGUAUGAUUGGAAGCUCCAUUCUUUGUCAUCAAAAUUGAUCUCAUAUGUUCAUACAACACAUUACGCAAAUUUUGCUUGGUAUAUUUAUAGUGAUUUGGCUA